GGGCCGGAGACUCGCCAUUGGAUUAAAAAUAGCAGCGUCGCCCGCCCGCCCCGAGCCCCCGGUGCCCGUUCCCGCCCCGCGGCCCGCUCUCCCCGCUCUCCCCGCCCGCCCCGGCUCGCCCGGCUGCGGUCGCCCGCGCAGCCCGCCCGUCCGCCCGCUCGCUGGCGCCACCGCCGCCGGCGGACAGCGCGCUCCGGCUCCGGCUCGGCUCGCUCGGCUCCGGUGCGUGCCGAGGCCAUGCAGCGCCGGGGCGCCCUGUUCGGCAUGCCGGGCGGCAGCGGAGGCCGGAAGAUGGCUGCAGGAGACAUCGGCGAGCUGCUGGUGCCCCACAUGCCCACGAUCCGCGUGCCCAGGUCCGGCGACAGGGUCUACAAGAACGAGUGCGCCUUCUCCUACGACUCCCCCAAUUCUGAAGGCGGACUCUAUGUAUGCAUGAAUACAUUUUUGGCCUUUGGAAGGGAACAUGUUGAAAGACAUUUUCGAAAAACUGGACAGAGUGUAUACAUGCACCUGAAAAGACAUGUCCGAGAGAAGGUAAGAGGGGCGUCUGGUGGAGCGUUACCGAAAAGGAGGAAUUCCAAGAUUUUUUUAGAUCUAGAUACUGAUGACGAUUUAAAUAGCGACGAUUAUGAAUAUGAAGAUGAAGCCAAACUUGUUAUAUUCCCAGAUCACUAUGAAAUAGCACUACCAAAUAUUGAGGAGUUACCAGCCCUGGUAACAAUUGCUUGUGAUGCAGUUCUCAGCUCAAAAUCUCCAUACAGAAAGCAAGACCCAGACACGUGGGAAAAUGAAUUGCCAGUAUCUAAAUAUGCCAACAACCUCACCCAACUGGACAAUGGCGUCAGGAUUCCUCCAAGUGGUUGGAAGUGUGCCAGAUGCGACCUGCGAGAAAACCUCUGGUUGAAUCUGACUGACGGCUCUGUCCUAUGUGGAAAGUGGUUCUUUGACAGCUCUGGGGGCAAUGGGCAUGCGCUGGAGCAUUACAGAGACAUGGGCUACCCACUAGCCGUGAAACUGGGAACCAUCACUCCUGACGGGGCAGAUGUUUAUUCUUUUCAAGAAGAAGAACCUGUUUUGGAUCCUCAUUUGGCCAAGCACUUAGCGCAUUUUGGAAUUGAUAUGCUUCAUAUGCAUGGGACAGAGAAUGGGCUCCAGGACAAUGACAUCAAGCCGAGGGUCAGUGAGUGGGAAGUGAUCCAGGAGUCGGGCACGAAGCUGAAGCCAAUGUAUGGUCCUGGCUACACGGGUCUGAAGAACUUGGGCAACAGCUGCUAUCUCAGCUCUGUCAUGCAGGCCAUCUUCAGCAUCCCAGAAUUCCAGAGAGCGUAUGUAGGAAACCUUCCCAGAAUAUUUGACUACUCGCCUUUAGAUCCAACACAAGAUUUCAACACACAGAUGACUAAGUUAGGACAUGGCCUUCUCUCAGGCCAGUAUUCAAAGCCUCCGGUGAAAUCUGAACUCAUUGAACAGGUGAUGAAGGAGGAGCACAAGCCACAGCAGAACGGGAUCUCUCCGCGCAUGUUUAAGGCCUUUGUAAGCAAGAGCCACCCGGAAUUCUCCUCUAACAGACAGCAAGAUGCCCAGGAAUUCUUCUUGCACCUGGUGAAUCUAGUAGAGAGGAACCGCAUCGGCUCGGAAAACCCAAGCGAUGUUUUUCGUUUUUUGGUGGAAGAACGCAUUCAGUGCUGUCAGACCCGGAAAGUCCGCUACACGGAGAGGGUGGAUUACCUGAUGCAGUUACCUGUGGCCAUGGAGGCGGCAACCAACAAGGAUGAACUGAUCGCUUAUGAACUAACGAGAAGGGAAGCAGAAGCAAACAGAAGACCCCUUCCUGAGUUGGUGCGUGCCAAGAUCCCAUUUAGUGCCUGCCUUCAGGCCUUCUCUGAACCAGACAACGUUGAUGAUUUCUGGAGCAGUGCCCUACAAGCAAAGUCUGCGGGUGUGAAAACAUCUCGCUUUGCUUCAUUCCCUGAAUACUUGGUAGUGCAGAUAAAGAAGUUCACUUUUGGUCUUGACUGGGUUCCCAAAAAAUUUGAUGUUUCUAUUGAUAUGCCAGACCUACUUGAUAUCAACCAUCUCCGAGCCAGGGGGUUACAGCCAGGAGAGGAGGAACUUCCAGACAUCAGCCCCCCCAUAGUCAUUCCUGAUGACUCAAAAGAUCGCCUGAUGAACCAAUUGAUAGACCCAUCAGACAUCGAUGAGUCAUCAGUGAUGCAGCUGGCCGAGAUGGGUUUCCCGCUGGAAGCAUGUCGCAAGGCUGUGUACUUCACUGGAAACAUGGGUGCCGAGGUGGCCUUCAACUGGAUCAUUGUUCACAUGGAAGAGCCAGAUUUUGCUGAGCCGCUGACCAUGCCUGGUUAUGGAGGGGCAGCUUCUGCUGGAGCUUCUGUUUUUGGUGCUACUGGAUUGGAUAACCAACCUCCAGAGGAAAUCGUUGCUAUCAUCACCUCCAUGGGAUUUCAGAGAAAUCAGGCUAUUCAGGCACUACGAGCAACGAAUAAUAACCUGGAAAGAGCACUGGAUUGGAUCUUUAGCCACCCUGAGUUUGAAGAAGACAGUGAUUUUGUGAUUGAGAUGGAGAAUAACGCCAAUGCAAACAUUAUUUCUGAGGCCAAGCCUGAAGGACCUAGAGUCAAGGAUGGAUCUGGAACAUAUGAGCUAUUUGCAUUCAUCAGUCACAUGGGAACAUCCACAAUGAGUGGUCAUUAUAUUUGCCAUAUCAAAAAGGAAGGAAGCUACUCCGGAGGCUGAUGCAAGAGGAUCCCUUGAGCCCAGGAGUUUGAAGCUUCAGAUUGUGCUACCAUACAGCCUGGGAACAAAAUGAGGUCUCUUAAAAAAAAAAAAGCAGUUGUGAUUCCCUACCAGCAUUCUGUUCCUUUUUAUACAACGAACUUGAGUAUAGUAUCUUCAAACAUCAUGGUUAAGUAUUGUGUGCCAUAUGGUUUAGCAACCUCUCUGUAAAGUUUCCUGGAACUGACUGAAAUCCAUCAAAUGCUUCUGUCUUG
This is a messenger RNA of Cercocebus atys (sooty mangabey), 3005 nucleotides long. It is a transcript of the gene USP13, whose product is annotated as ubiquitin specific peptidase 13 (isopeptidase T-3). NCBI's taxonomy places the organism in Eukaryota, Metazoa, Chordata, Mammalia, Primates, Cercopithecidae. Gene Ontology annotation, molecular function: cysteine-type deubiquitinase activity; zinc ion binding; protein binding. The coding region runs from base 238 to 2751 and encodes 837 amino acids. The transcript is spliced from 21 exons. The record is from RefSeq and is a predicted model, not a curated record. Gene Ontology annotation, biological process: protein deubiquitination.